AUGGCAACAAAAUACCUUCUUUUUCCCUCUCUCUUUCUUCUCCUUAUUUGCUUUCAGAUCCCCAAUGCCACUGCCCAAGUCGACAAUGCUAGCCUCCGCCUCAUGACUGAGACUCUCGAAUGGACACUUCCCACCAUUCUGCAUAACGAAUCGAACCACAGAGAAGAAGAAGAUGAUGAUGAAUUGAAUCGUAGAUCAUUGUACUGGAAAUCACGAGCACCAAGGCGUUACUACAUUUCGUACGGAGCACUCUCUGCUGACAGAAUCCCGUGCCCGCCGCGCUCUGGAAGAUCCUACUAUACUCCCAACUGUCAUAGAGCUAGAGGGCCAGUGCAUCCUUACACCAGAGGCUGUUCUGCAAUCACACGUUGCAGGAUGUGA
Molecule: messenger RNA, 381 nt
Organism: Fraxinus pennsylvanica
Lineage: Eukaryota; Viridiplantae; Streptophyta; Magnoliopsida; Lamiales; Oleaceae
Source: the annotation of a GenBank genome assembly